UUUUAAAUGGAUGCUCAAUGUUGGGAUCGAGUAAGUAUUUGCUUUCUUCUUUUAAAAUUAGUCGAAGAGUCAAAAUUUCAACAUUAACUCUAGGCCCCAGCUUCUGAUUUAAAAUGGUGGAAUUUUAAACAAUUUGGAGGAUAAGGGGAUGACCAUAUCGUUACAGAAGUAGCAGGUGUUGGUAGUUGAGAAGCGAGAGGGAUAAAGAAUGAGCGAGAAAGAGAGAGAAGACAGAUUUGAAAGAAGAAUGCCUACUGAUCUGUUAUGGAAUUUUGAACGUUCAUUAUGUAGUUUCAGAUUUUGAUCAAUUCUGAAAGAGGAGAAGAGUAUAAUAAAGUAGUCUUGCGCACAGGUGACGGAAGUUUUUACCCGCCACAUGCUCGAUAAAUUGACUGUAAGAAGUUCCACUUCACACAACUGGAAAUCUUUUUGGAUUGGUGAAAAUCUCAGCUUAUGAUCAAAAGAGAUAUUACGUCACAAUGUUGGCGCAGAUUCAAGAACUGGCCCAUCAAUCACUGCUACUCCACACUUUCCUCAGACUUUGAGCACCAAAAUCUCAUCUCCCUGCUACAAUCCUGCGAUCAAAUCUGCCAAAGUGCUCAAAUUCACUGUUUGAUGCUCAAGACUGGUCUCGACCGAAUCCCAUUUCCACUGAGUAAGCUUCUCGCCCAAAUCUCUAUGCAGGAUAUCAGUUAUGCAGACUCCAUCUUCAAACAGAUAAAGACCCCCAACCUUUACAUGUUCAACACCAUGCUCCGAGGCCAUUCUGUCGGCAGUGAUCCCCAAAAUGGCCUCCUUUUGUUCAAUCGAAUGAGGGCUGAGAAUCACGGCUUCGAUCAAUUUACAUUCGUUUCGGUUCUGAAAUCUUGCUCCCGUUUGUUGGAGAUCCAGACCGGGCUUGGAGUUCAUACGUGUGUUUUGAAAUCUGGGUUCGGUUCGGUUUUGAAUGUGAUGAAUGCCCUUCUGCAUUUCUAUUGUGUUUGCGGCAAGACUGAAGACGCGCGCCAUCUGUUUGACGAUAUGGGUAUGAUGAAAGACCUGGUUUCGGGGAAUACCUUAAUGGGGGGAUAUCUUUGCGUGAAGGAAUAUGCUUUGGUUUUGGAUUUGUUUAAACUACUGUGCAGAGAUAGCUUUGGAGUCAGCGUGACUACUAUUCUGAGUGCUGUCUCAGCUGUGGGGCAAUUGUUGAAUGCAUCAAUGGGAGAGACUAUACAUGUGUUUUGCUUCAAGGUUGGUUUCUUGUCGAAUUUAAAUGUGGUUGCUGCUUUGAUUUCCAUGUACGGGAAGCACGGCUGCAUGCACUCUGCUCGUCGACUCUUUGAUGAAAUUGAUGUUAAAAGAGAUGUUGUGUUGUGGAACUGUUUAAUUGAUGGAUAUGCUAGAAGUGGUCUUCUUGAAGAAGCAGUGGAGUUGCUGAGAUUGAUCAAGGAUCACACUGUACGGCCUAAUUCUUCUACAAUGGCCGGGUUGCUCUCUGCUUGCUCCGCCUCCGGGGCUCUUGGAAUAGGCGAAUACGUGCAUGGUUAUGUUGAGGAGGAGAAGUUGCCAUUGGAUGCAGUUCUUGGCACAGCAAUAAUAGAUAUGUAUGCCAAAAGCGGGCUGCUUGAGAAGGCAGUCGAUGUUUUCGAUAGGUUGGAGUGUAAAGACGUCAAGAGUUGGACGGCUAUGAUCUCCGGUUGUGGAGUACACGGGCAAGCAGAUCAGGCGGUCACACUUUUUCAUAGAAUGGAGGAGGAGGGUAUUGUGCCUAAUGAAGUGACAUUUUUGACAGUUGUGAGUGCUUGUAGCCAUGGAGGUUUAGUGAGAGAAGGAUUGUGGUGUUUCAGGAGGAUGGUGGAAAUGUACAAAUUGAAGCCGAGGAUUGAGCACUAUGGUUGCAUGAUUGAUCUCUUGGGGCGUGCUGGCUUGCUGGAGGAAGCAUACGAGCUGAUCAAAGGAUUGCCAGUCGAGAGGGACGCCACUGCUUGGCGCGCAUUGCUUGGCGCGUGCAGAGUAUAUGGUAACGUCGAGUUAGCCGAGCACGUGAAGGACGAACUCCAAGGGAUUCAUGAAAAUCAUGCGGCUGAUUCACUCAGUCUUGCUGGUGCUUAUGCUGCUGCUGGGAUGGUAGCAGAUCAUAGAUAUGAAUUGGAGACUGCUAAGAAGGGAGCUGGAUAUAGCAAAAUUGAUUUACCAUUUUGAUUAUACUUUAUUAUUGCCUUGCCUAGUUUAUAACAAUAGUUCUAAGUAAACAGACUAGAGUUCAAAUUUUUGCAGAAUAAUAAUCGAUGGUAAUAUAUAAAGUUCAAUA
This is a messenger RNA of Salvia miltiorrhiza (redroot sage), 2290 nucleotides long. Its product is annotated as pentatricopeptide repeat-containing protein At1g26900, mitochondrial-like. The transcript has a single exon. The coding region runs from base 454 to 2181 and encodes 575 amino acids. NCBI's taxonomy places the organism in Eukaryota, Viridiplantae, Streptophyta, Magnoliopsida, Lamiales, Lamiaceae. The record is from RefSeq and is a predicted model, not a curated record. Gene Ontology annotation, molecular function: RNA binding; protein binding. Gene Ontology annotation, biological process: RNA modification.